AUGUCUGGAAUUUACGACACUGCUUCUGGACCAUUCCAAGCCUCCACAAUGUCAGAUAAUAAACAAGAAUUUACACCAUCCCAACAAAGUCAGAAUACAAGCAAUGCACCAGAGGAUCCUUUAAGUCGGAACUCCGAUCAGAACGCUCCUAUUGUGAUACAGCCAUAUGCUGUUGAGGAGCCGGAGGAGGAACCUCCCCCUGUAUCUUCCAAGCCUACUAUUUUGUUUCUUCCAGGGCCCAAUUCCGAGUAUUGGCAAGCCGAGCUGGUGGACUCAAUGGAGGAUCUACAUUGUGAAUCUGACAAUAGUAUCACCAAGCCGAUGUCAAGAUAUAACCGAGGCAAGAAAAGGAAACCGUCCAGCACGGCUCCCGAGUAUUUCCAAGUAUUCCAGAAACAAAGCCCUGGAAUGCCACAAGCUCGACGACGUGAAGAUGGGCCGAAUCUUAAACAAAGAAAGCUACGCAGAAGAACGAAGCAGUCCAACGAGGCUUUGGCCAGUCCGGCAAGCGGCCUUUCGGAUGUCGGACUGAGCGAGUUAGAAUCUUCGGAGAGUUUCUGUUCGAGAUCUCCAUCGCAUGGCGCCAAUUCCAAUCAAGAGACUACUCCAUCGGAGCAGAUGGAUCUAGAUUGA
Molecule: messenger RNA, 633 nt
Organism: Aspergillus oryzae RIB40
Lineage: Eukaryota; Fungi; Ascomycota; Eurotiomycetes; Eurotiales; Aspergillaceae
Exons: 1
Coding region: 1-633 (210 amino acids)
Source: RefSeq, a predicted model, not a curated record